This is a messenger RNA of Aureobasidium melanogenum CBS 110374, 1029 nucleotides long. RefSeq lists its product as uncharacterized. The record is from RefSeq and is a predicted model, not a curated record. Gene Ontology annotation, molecular function: mRNA binding. Bases 1 to 1029 code for a protein of 342 amino acids. Lineage: Eukaryota; Fungi; Ascomycota; Dothideomycetes; Dothideales; Saccotheciaceae. Gene Ontology annotation, cellular component: ribonucleoprotein complex; cytoplasm; nucleus. The transcript has 7 exons.
AUGGGCGACGUGUCUUCGACCCGACUCUAUCUGGGAAAUCUCCCGCGCAAUGCCACCAAGGCCGAUGUCGAGAACCACUUUGCCAGCCAUGGAACUGGUGAGAUCACCGAGAUCAAGCUCAUGAACGGCUUCGGCUUCCUCGAGUACAAGGACGCCAUGGACGCCCGCGACGUCGUUCCUGCCUUCCACGGUUCCGACUUUAUGGGCGAGCGCCUCGUCGUUCAGUUCGCUCGUGGAUCUACUCGUCCUCGCGAGUACGGUCACUCUGAGCAGCGCGCCCCUCCUCGUCCGCGCCGUACUGUCCACCGCAUGUCCAUCUCUGGCCUUCCUUUCGAAACCAGCUGGCAGGAUCUCAAGGACUUUGCUCGCCAGCCUGGCCUUGACGUUGUCUACUCUGAAGUUGGACGUGACCGCGAUGGCAGCGGUAACGGAAAAGGUUUUGUCGAAUACGAGACCGCUGCCGACUUGGUCUCUGCCGUGGAGAAACUAGACGGACAGGAGUUCAAGGGAGCCACUGUCCGCUGCAUUUCUGAUACUCAGUCCGAGAUUCCUCGUAUGCCACCCCCGCCUCCUCGCGACCACCGUUACCGCUCACGCUCGCCUCCCCACCGUCGUGGCGGCGGUGGCUACGGCGCACCUCCAAUGGAUGACUACUACGACCGUAGAGGUCCUCCCCGUGGCGCUGGUGGUUACAGUCCUCGUCGUGACGACGGCUACCGCCGUAGAAGUCCUCCACCUCGCUACUAUGACGACCGUAGGGAUCCCUACGCUCGCUCUCCCCCACCCCGCGCUCGCGGCCCUCCAGUUGACGACUACCCACCGCCCAGAAGCCGCGCCUAUCCUGCUGAUGAUGGCUAUGGUGCACCUCCUCCGGCACGCCGUUACGAGGCCGACCCUUACGCCAACGGCCAUGGCAGAGAGCCAAGAGAGCCCAGGGAGCCUAGAGAGCCCUACGGCCGUCCUCCCAGCCCUCCCCCGAGACGCGAGCGUGGCUACGACGCUGGUUAUGACCGUAGACCUUACUGGUGA